AAGAAAAUUAUAAGUCUUUUGCUUUUUAUCUGUUGAAUAAUAUUGGAAAAAUAGAUUUCUUAUUUUUAAAAUUACAUUAUUAAAUUUUUAAAUAUACCAAAAAAUGUCUUGAUUUUUAUAACAUAGUUCUUCUAUUAAUUAAAUAUGUGUACAUACGAGUAAAUAAAAAACACAUAAUACACAGAUAUAUAUAAGUAAAUAAAUAUAAUAAGUAUUUAAUCUAUAUUAUCCACGCGUCCAUUUGUUACACAUACGUACAAUGUAUACAAGAAUUUAAUUUUUUAAAUUAGUUCACCUUCAUAAAUUUAAUAAAAAAUCUUUCGUGAAAAUGUAUAUUCCAAAAAUUUGAAAUUCCAUUUUAUUUUAUUUUUUGUUUUAAAUUUUAUAGAAAAUUGUAUUUUUAAAUUUUUGACUAAAACGCUGCACACCAGCAUAGUUUUACUCAGUUACUCAUUCACAAACAUACACAGGAAUAUCUACAAUUUUAUUUACGAUAAAAAUUCAAAUUUAGAUGAAAUAAUUCAAAUUGUAAAUGAGUUUUUCUGUGUACAUAAAUUUCAUAAAAAUAUUUAGGUUACUUAACUACAAAUAUAAAUAGCUAGACAACAAUAGAUACCGAGAAUGUUAUGUUAUGGUGUCAUCAGAAAUUGAUGUUAUAAUUUUUUAAUUCAAAUUAUAAGAUACUAUUAAUUGCAGAUAGAUAAUUUCUUUUCAAGAAAAUGGUUUUUUGUUCUUUUUAAAUUGAAUUAUUCAGAUUAUUGUAAUAGAAUUAUGUUUAUAUAUUUAUAAUAUACGUACUAUGUAUUUAGUAUAUACAUAUAUACAUAUACAUAGGUACGCAUAAUAUCUUUAACAGUAAAUUUUAACUACAAUCAAUAAUCUUUACGAGUGUGUAUCUAUAAUAUAUAUAAGUAUAAAGUAUAUAUUUAAAUGCACCUGUAUGGUGGUACACUGGUACCGUUUACCGUAAUAAGAAGAUGGCGAUAGUAUGAUGUCAGUGGGUGCUAGUAUAAGUGUAUAUAAUGGCAGCUUCAAAGACAAUUGAUAAUUUUAAUUAUGAGCGAGACCUUUUCUGCACGGAUUGACGUGAAUAAUUAUUUAUAUCGUUAUGUAUAGAUAUGGAUACUUUCAUCCAGGCUCUGAGCACGCCUUCGAUACAUAUGCGAUGAAAAAUGGUGAAAAUGAAGGCAGAAUCGAUCGAUACUAAGAAACCAACGAAUCGUGGUGUAUCAAUUAUGAAAGAAAAUAUGCAUAAUGAUGAUUAUGGCGUUGAGGCAGAAUUGACAAGUCUUUCAUGGCUACAAUCGCUUGACAUUACAAGUGCUUCUAGUUUGCCAACACCACCCUGUUCUCCGUCUCCACCUCCUGUAACGCGACAGCCAAGAAAAAAACUUUCACCCCUAAUUAAGGCCGAAUUAGAUCUAGCUGCAAAUGCCGAGAAAUAUCGAACUGAUCCUGACGCAAAACCGCCAUUUUCGUAUGCGACGAUCAUUUGCUUGGCGAUGCGUGCAAAUAAUAACAAAGUGUCCCUUUCAAAUAUAUAUGCAUGGAUUCGAGAAAACUUCUUAUUUUACAAAUAUGCUGAUCCAGCUUGGCAGAACUCAAUUCGACACAAUCUAUCAUUGAAUAAGUGUUUUGUCAAGUUACCACGUUCAAAGGAUGAACCAGGCAAAGGUGGUUUCUGGAAAUUAGAUUUGGAAAGAAUGGAAGAAGGUAGAAAAUCGAAGCGACGCGCAACAAUGUCUCAACGAAUUCGUGGAUCAAAGAAGCUAACAGCUGCAAAGACGAUGGUAACGAACAAUAUUCAAAGCAAUGGCGCCCCAUCGAUCAACUGUCCGUCAACGUUAUACGAGACACCGCCCAGUAGCGUAUCUCCUCCAAUUCCAGACUGUCUCUCAGAAAUUCCUGAUUCUACCCAAGUUAGUUUAAGCGAAGAUGAUCUCACUGGUUUGUUAAUUGCUACUGCUGGUUGGGAUGAGAAUCAGUUGGAUCUCUUAGAUUCCCUUCUUGAUACUCUUUAAAAGAUUGGCCGGUUAAAGCCUUUUGUACACAAAUUCUGACAUUUAUAUUUAACUUUCUUAACUACUCGUUAUCCUAAAAAUUUAUAGAUACGUUUACAAUCUUUUUCAUGAAUAUGAAACAAAUUUAAGUAAGUGGUUUCAGUUUCUAAACAUUCGAUACGUGAUUCAAACGAUUAUACAUACUUACGCAUCCAGUAGAUACUUGAAUGUUUUAAAAGAUGUUAUAAAUAUUUUCAUUUUGAAUAUUAACCGACAGUGAGAGAUACUUAAGACGAAUAAGAAACUAUUAUUUUGCCCAGUAUUACUCUAUUUAAGUUUAUUGUACCUACGUACGUGAUGUCGAUCGACGAUAAAUUUCUGAAAGGGCAGAAAAAUUGUGUAUAUAAAAUGUAUUUCAGUUAUUUUACAUUAAUUUAAAAAAUAAUAUUUAUUUAUUCACAACAAUAAUUAUCACCGUUGAAAUAUUUGUUAAUACGAAAAUAUGGUUUGUGCUUAUUACUUGACUGAAUACAUACAUAUAUCUAUUAGACGACAAAUUCUACAAUAAAUUGAUAGUUAAUAAUACUGUGUAUGAAAAAUAAUUAUAAUAUAUUUGUAACACAGUAAUUUGCAGUGUGCCUUCGAAUAAAGAAUAAAUAUUUAUAGUAUCAUACAUUUGCCAAGUCGAUUAAUUCGUGUAGAGUAUGUUUCGUAUUCCUGCUUCAAAAUAAUAAAAUACAAAGUGCCUUAUAAAUACAUAAAUAUUGCCAGUAAACGAAUUAUACUUCGAUUUUGAUCUCUUCAAAGCAAUUUUCUUGCGUCAGUAAAAGAACUAAAGGAAUGUUAUUCUGGGAAAUUAGAAUGUAAUAAUCAACACUUCGAUCAUAAUUCAUUUACUAGUAUUUUGGAACAAUAAAAACAAAUAUACCUACCUACUUACUACAUAUAUGAAAUAAUCAAAUGGCAGAAUAUGUAGAUAUAAAAUUCCAAAACAAAUUGUGCGCGAUAAUGAAUUAAUGAUAAUGAAAAGUAACAAAAAGUUGUCUACGAUUUGUAAUACUUUUCUACAUCGUCAUAAUUGUGCAAGACUAUAUCUAGAUACAUAGCUACGUAGGGUAAGUGCUGCUAAUAUCGCGUAGUCCGUAAUAUGUUGAAGAAAGAAAGAAAUCGUUAGAAAUCAGCAACGGAAGUUAUAGUCAAACAUGUACAAAAUAUUUUAUGUAUACUAUACAUAGAUGUACAGUUUCUCGUACUUAUAUUCAUGUGCCCUUUAAAACAAAAAAAGUAACUUUUUUAAAAUUAGAUUAAACGAUUUGAGUUUUUCGACAAGUUGGAUGAAUUAGUUUCCUAAUUAGAUUAAUUUCCCUGUAAUGAAAAUUUAAGAAAUACAUUUUGUAGAUUUGUCAGUUAUAUUACAUGCUGAAAAUUCCAUCGAAAUCGAUUAACGCUGCUGUUAGUUACAAACGGUUAAAAAUGAUGAAAAUUGCAGUUUUUCACGAUAUUGGGCCUAUACGUUACAACUGUAAUAAAUCUAAAGAUUCUUACAUCUUUCGAUGCUUAUCGUUUGUUUUCGCAACAAGCGAUAUCGGUGAAAUUUUCAGCAUGUAGUAUACCUGUAACUGACAUAAAUCUGCAAACCGUAUUUUUUUAAUUUUGAUUACAGGCUCAGAUAAAAAGGUUGCAAAAAGGAAUCUCUAUAACUAUAAUUUUCUUCGCGAUUCCGAUUAAUUAUAAUUCUUUCAAAAAUUUUUUACACGUCAUUUAGUAAAUUACUUCAUCUAACUUCUAAAAAGGCUCAGCCUCCAAGUUUUAAAGAGUAGACGAAUAGGAUAAGUGUGAGUAGGUGCCUAAUGUCUCUUUCGUUUCAGACUAAUUUGAUAUAAAAAUGCCUCUUACCCUUUGAGAACGACUUGAAAUUUACUAGAUGCACUUAUCAUAUACAAUCUAUUAUCAUAAAAACUUAAUACUAAAAGAUUUUUUAUAUAAAAUCCUGAUAUUGUCAUGAAAUAUGAUAAUUCUUUAAUUAGGUUAACCAAUCGAUAUUUUCUACAAAUGAUUUCUAUCAGAUCGGAUAUCGAAUGGCAAUUAUUUAUUGAUCAUAAAUAAUGAAAGACAAAUAACGGAAGAAUUAACUAUACGCGAUUCAAAUGGUGAUUAAUUGAUUAUAUUAAAUAUUUCUGUAUCUGAUUUAAAUUAAAAUUAAUUUCCGUCCAGACAUUGUUUGCAACAUUUUAUAAAAUAAAAUAUUUUUAUGCGCACUA
Molecule: messenger RNA, 4261 nt
Organism: Bombus pyrosoma
Lineage: Eukaryota; Metazoa; Arthropoda; Insecta; Hymenoptera; Apidae
Product: forkhead box protein J1-A-like
Exons: 5
Coding region: 1173-2021 (282 amino acids)
Biological process (GO): regulation of transcription by RNA polymerase II
Molecular function (GO): DNA-binding transcription factor activity, RNA polymerase II-specific; RNA polymerase II cis-regulatory region sequence-specific DNA binding
Source: RefSeq, a predicted model, not a curated record